Messenger RNA from Rhinolophus ferrumequinum (greater horseshoe bat), 2679 nucleotides. RefSeq names its product ERCC excision repair 8, CSA ubiquitin ligase complex subunit (gene ERCC8). The record is from RefSeq and is a predicted model, not a curated record. Lineage: Eukaryota; Metazoa; Chordata; Mammalia; Chiroptera; Rhinolophidae. Gene Ontology annotation, biological process: protein polyubiquitination; transcription-coupled nucleotide-excision repair; proteasome-mediated ubiquitin-dependent protein catabolic process. Gene Ontology annotation, molecular function: protein binding. Gene Ontology annotation, cellular component: nucleotide-excision repair complex; Cul4A-RING E3 ubiquitin ligase complex.
AAGGGUUUUUGGGACUGGAGUUAAACAAAGACCGAGAUGUUGAAAGGAUCCAUGGCAAUGGAAUUAACAACCCUUGACAUUGAACCUGUGGAAGGGAGAUACAUGUUAUCAGGUGGUUCAGAUGGUGUGAUUGUACUUUAUGAUCUUGAGAACUCCAGCAGACAACCUUAUUACACAUGUAAAGCAGUGUGUUCUGUUGACAGAAACCAUCCUGAUGUUCACAAAUACAGUGUGGAGACUGUCCAGUGGUAUCCUCACGACACUGGCAUGUUCACGUCAAGCUCAUUUGAUAAAACUCUGAAAGUAUGGGAUACAAAUACAUUACAAGCUGCAGAUGUAUUUAAUUUUGAAGAAACAGUUUAUAGUCAUCAUAUGUCUCCAGUCGCCACCAAGCACUGUUUGGUAGCAGUUGGUACUAGAGGGCCCAUACAACUUUGUGACUUAAAGUCUGGAUCCUGUUCCCACAUUCUACAGGGUCACAGACAAGAAAUAUUGGCAGUUUCCUGGUCACCGCGUUCUGAAUAUGUCUUGGCAACUGCAAGUGCUGACAGUAGAGUAAAAUUAUGGGAUGUGAGGAGAGCAUCGGGAUGUUUGAUUACUCUUGAUCAGCAUAAUGGGACAAAAUCACAAGCUGUUGAAUCAGCUAAUACUGCUCACAAUGGGAAAGUUAAUGGCUUGUGUUUUACAAGUGAUGGGCUUCACCUCCUCACCAUUGGUACAGAUAAUCGGAUGAGGCUCUGGAAUAGUUCCAGUGGAGAAAACACACUAGUGAAUUAUGGAAAAGUUAAUGACAGUAGAAAAGGAUUGAAAUUCACUGUCUCCUGUGGCUGCAGUUCAGAAUUUGUUUUUGUACCAUAUGGUAGCACCAUUGCUGUUUAUACAAUUUACUCAGGAGAACAGAUAACUAUGCUUAAGGGACAUUAUAAAAGUGUUGACUGCUGCAUAUUUCAGUCUAAUUUCCAGGAACUUUAUAGUGGUAGCAGAGACUGCAAUAUCCUUGCUUGGGUACCAGCAUUAUAUGAACCAGUUCCUGAUGAUGAUGAGACUACAACCAAAUCACAGUUAAAUGCAGCCUUUCAAGAUGCCUGGAGCAGCAGUGAUGAAGAAGGAUGAAUAUCAAUUCUAAGUACCUUUGUGUCUCUAUUGGUGAAACUCUUAAAAUGGGACUUUUUUCUUUAACUGUCCAGUGACAGCUAAAUUAGCCCUGAAUUUGGGUGAUUCCCCCCCCCCAGCAUGUUUUAAAAUGAGGUUAGUAUUUGCAUAAAAUCCUGAAACAACCUUCUGUAUAGUUUAUUUCAUCAGAACAUGUCUCCUUGAUCCCAAUUGGCAUGGCCCAGGGAAGCCCUGUUGCCGCAAUCCAAGGAAACAAGUCGUGGCACCCCCAUGUGGGACGCUGAGCAGGCUGGGAACAACAGGAUGUGCUCUCCCAGGAUGAGCGAGUGGAGGUUAUCAGCACGGACCUUCUCCUGAUGGCUGUACCAUCAUCCUGUUCAUUUUCACUUGCAAGGAUGAUUUUACAGAGGAUGAUUAUAUCAAAAAUAAUAGUUGAAGCAUUCACAUCAAAAAUUUUUAUUCUUUCUUAUUCGUGUAUGCAGUUUUUGCAAUGAUUUUAUUUAGUUAACUAUUGUCUAGCUUUAUGUUCAGUAUUUUUGUACUCAGUUUCUCUCACAAUCCAAAAAGUGUAUCACAGAAGUAUUUUAACUUGGGUAGAAACCCCACGUUUCCUUUAUUUUCAUGCAUUAGAUGGCAGCUGGUCCUCAUACUUGAACUCCCUUUCUCUGAAUUUUGUUAAGAUGUGAUCAAGUCCUACGUCAUUCAUCGAGGCAGAAAGUGUCCUGACAGGGAAUCUGGCUUAAAUAUGAAAUGUUGUCAUAAAAUUUCUGUUUUACUGUCUACUCUUCUGUGUCAUACCCACAAGGAUUAUUAUGAAGCUACUCUUAUAUUCCCUUUCUUCCUGAUUCUUAUCAGCAGGAGACUAUUAAAAAGUUUUGUGAGCUUGCAUACCAAGGAUACAAUUGUUGAAUUUUUAAGUGUGUGUUAGGCCUCAUAUCAGAACUUUCUGGCCAAAUGUUGUACAUACAUUUACUUCAUAGUUGAUUUUCGUAAGCCUUUAUCAUUUUACGCUCACUUUUGUGCCCCCUUGGUGACGAUGCUGAUGACCUUUGAGAAUGCUACUGAAGUUGGAAAUUACUUUUUUUUUUAAUUUUAAGGAAAAAGAAGUCUUCCUCCAAACUGCGAAUAACUGUAUUGCUUCUUUCUAGUUAUAUAAAUAGAGUUAGCCCUCCAUAUCUGUGAGUUCCACAUCCGCAGAUUCAACCAACUGUGCAUCAAAAAUACCCCCCCAAAAAGUGACAUUGUUGCUGAUAUAUAUAUGUACUCAGGCUGCGUCUGCACUGAACACAGACAGAUUUUUUUUCUUGUCAUUAUUUCCUAAACAUUGUACAUUAUAACAACUAGUUACAUUGCAUUUAUAUUGUAUUCAGUAUUAUAAGUAGUUUAGAGGUUAUUUAAAGUAUACGGAAGAUGUGCAUACUAUGUCGUUUUGUAUAAGGGACUUGAGCAUCCUCAGGUUUUGGUAUUCAUGGAGGGUCCUAGAACCAAUCACCCAUGGAUCCCAAGUGACAACUGUACACAGGCUCAUUGUAAAUAAUUCAAGCAACAUAAAAAGUUACAAAAGAA